UAAGCUUGAUUUAGAUAAACUUGAUUAUGUUUAACUGUGAUACUUUCUGAUAUUGAACGAAGCAUAGAAACAACAUAAAACAAUGGUUCUCCUACUAUCUGCGACGUGGUUCUUUUUCUGGUUUCUUCUCCCAGCAACCUUAUUUACCAGUGUUAUAUUUCGUUUCAAUGGGCUAUCAGCGUUUUAUUGUUUGUACUUGAUAACUCUUCCUUAUUCCCCCAGACUGCGUGGACUAUAUAUGCGUUCAUGGAGAAGGUAUUGUUUUGUCACACUUGUGUUCUCGGGCAUGUUUGUGCUUGCUCAUGCUGCAUUCCAGGUUGCAUUAGCCGUAAAGAAACCUUAUGGCAGUUUGCUGGGACCACCAUGUUCAUUUGCAGAAAGAACUGCGCGCUACGUUGGAUUUCAAAGAUUGGAUUCAACAAGUGUAGCAAAUAUUUGCCGAUUAAUUGUUCCAGAUGUGACAACUUUUAUUGUCUCAGUCAUUACAAUGAUAUUGAUCAAUAAGUCAGAAGCCUACCUACACGAACACGAAGAUCAACAAACGAAUGCACAAACCACUCAACAACUUAAAAGUGAAGUUUCUCGUGAAAAAGCAAUGAAUGGAUUUGUUUUGUUUUUAACAGUGAUUUUGCUAGCUGUGGCAGGCAUUGCGUACCCCAGUGUUGUAUCCAGUAUAUAUCUCUUAUCAUUCAUCACAUUAUCCAUGAUGUGGGCGUUUCAUAAACCACUUCUUACACCAGCUGUUGCUCUUAUGAGGGCGUUCUUGUGUGCCAUUGCAAGUUUUCAACUGUUAAUGUUAUAUCUAUACCAAAUCCAACAUAUUCAAGAUCUUAUUCCAAAAGAAUCAAUUUAUACGAGAUUAUUUGGUUUAACCCCAAUCAUAUACACGAACUGUACAACCCCCAACACACUCCUGCUCUACCCUGGGUUGAAGUGGACGGUCUAUGUCGGGCCUGCAAGUAUUUUCCUUCUACUUUGGUCCAUGGCUGUGGGGGUCAGAAUGUUCUUCAGAGAUUAUUGGGCAUUGGCGAAACAGUUAAACGAAGACUUACCAGUGCUACCUAGUGGUUCAAAACGAACGCCAAAUUCGGAACGAAGGGUUGUUUUAGUGAAUGAAGAUGACCAUACUGCAGUUAACCAACCAUUGGUCCAAGGAGAGGAACUUCCACAAAACUAUGACUCAAUGGCACCGAGUUCAAAUCCAGCUGUGGUGAAUGGAGAAGAAAAUGGGGAAACUGCUGAAGGUCAGGAAAUUAUGGAACAACCAAACAAUAGCGGAUUGUUGCACACAAUUGAAGGCCAAAUAUCUAAGUUGAAACAUUUCAGUUUCUACGUGGUCGCUCUCAUUAUAAUGAUGGUAUGGAGCGUAACUUACCAUAGUUGGCUGACGUUCGUUCUCCUAAUAUGGUCAUGCGGUUUAUGGAUGACGAAGGAAAGAUCGUGGUACACUCUUUGCUGCUCCCCAGUGUUCACUAUUUAUGGAAUCGCUAUUCUUUUAAUACAGUUCAUUUAUUCAUUGGACUUAAAUGAGUCAGAACUCCCAACCACUAUCAACCAAACAGAUGGCAAUAUCUUGUAUUUAUCAGCGUUUGGAAUGCGACGAUACGCUUAUCCUUGUUUGCCACUUGGUGCUCAGGUGUUUUAUUUAUGUGGUUUCUGGUUGGUUCUGCAUCAGUUUAACUACAUACGAAGGCACAGAAGUAGUCCAGAUAAUGAAUCCACCACAAGCACAUGGGCGCACAAGUUUGCCGACUUCUGCAAAGAAAUGCUGAGUCGUUACUGGAUAUUCUUAGUCAUCGGUUUCCACAUCGCCAUAGCAACCGAAGGAUAUCCGACCGGAAUUAAGUUUAUUUACUUUUUCCUCUUCGUUCUCAACAUAACUGCUUUUAUUGUCUCAUGGCCUUUAUAUCGCAAAACACUCACUUUCUAUUGGUUUGUUCUUCUAUCUUACACCAUGGUCGUCCUGGUAGUUAUAUACACCUACCAGUUUCAAAGCUUUCCCAAUUAUUGGAAACAACUCACAAACUUUGACGACAAGCAGUUAGCAGAUCUUGGUUUGAUCCAAUACACCAAUGAAGGCCAACUACUGUUGUCGGUGAUGUUACCUGCAUUGUUUCUACUUGUGGUUAUAUUACAGCUUCAUUAUUUCAAUGAAAGAUUCCUGGAGGUAACAGGUCCCUCGAACCAGAUCACUAGUAUAGGUAGCGGUGGUGACGACCAUUCGGUGGAGCUAGAGAAUGAGGAAUACGAGAUGAACGAGUUACGUCGUGGUUUGUGUGAACAAGAAGAAAAAGAGAAUUGGUUUCAACGAAAAUGUCGUAAAAUGUGCCCUGUCAUUGUGAGCGCUGCAAAAACUGUUGCGUCAUUGUUUAUUCGUGGAUUAGAAUUCCACGUUUGGAGGCUUGUGUUUAUUACUGUGUUCUGUGCGGCCGCUUAUAAGGUGUCUGCCAUCUAUGGUGUAUACGUGAUAUUUUGGAUUUGUUUAUUACCUGCAAGAAUCACCCACAGAGCCCUUUAUGUUGUCACAAUCAUCUCAGUUUCGAUCAUUAUUCUCGGAAACAUGUUCUUUCAACUUCAGUUUAUCUCGCCGGAACUUAAAUAUAAUUGCACUUUUAAUUCUUAUGGCAACAUGAAAGUCAUUGAAUAUGAGAUGUUGAAUUGGAUCGGAAUUUUUAAGAUGAAUCAAAAUGGAGCUUAUUUUAACCAUGUUAAUGGGUUCAUGGCGAUAAUUUUGAUGAUUUUAUUCGAGCGAGUGAUUAUGCUCCGUCAGCAAUGGCACCUCAAGUGGCGAAACAUUGUGCAGCCAACCAUGACAGCGUUCUACCCAACCGUGACGUGGCAAGAACUCGAUUUGGGAAUCGUGGAGUUUCUAAAAUAUUUUGUGAAUUUUGCUUUUUACAAAUUUGGGGUUGAGGCUUGCUUUGUAAUGAGUGUUGUCACAGUGUGGGUGCGUGCAGACAUGUAUGCUGUUGUAUAUGCAUUGCUUCUUAUUAUUGCACUCAGUUUGAAGACAAGACUAUCAUUGCACAGGUACUGGAAGUUUUACUCGAUCAUCCUCCUGUUUCUCCUAAUAUUGCAAUACUUGAUCUGCAUUGGAAUGCCACCUGUAUGGUGUGUAUCCCACAACUAUCCAUGGUUGGUAUUUGGUUCGAAUGAAACGGAACGCGAUCGUUUAGUUCGUUGGAUGUUUCUUCCCGAUUACCUCGUGCUUAAGAAUAGCACCAUUCUUAUAGCUGAUUUCUUCCAAUUCUUGUUUAUUGUGAGUCAGCUAUAUGUGUUUGAAUGGGAGAAAAGUGGUUGGGAGCGUUAUGGGGGUGAUAACUCCUACUUGACGGGUGCGGAGCUUGACCAUGUGACCAUUGGCACCAACCCAAGGAAAAAUUUUAUGUUAAAAAAAGCACGCUCAUUGUUAGAUCAAUUGAAGUCGUUUGUCUUCAAAUACAUGAUAUGGGUUUCUAUGGCGAUGGUGUUUAUCGCUGGGACGACAAGAAUUUCACUUUUCUGCCUCGGUUACAUCGUCGCGUUCUUUUACCUUCUAUCUAAGCAACAAGAGUUGUUGCUGGGGAAACCAAGUCGACUGCUUAAAGUUUGGAACGUAGUGUUAGGUUACAAUGUUGCCGUUAUAACUUUGAAGAUAAGUUUGCAAAUUGCAUCAUGUGUUUAUAUUGAGACAUUACAAGAAAACGCAUGCGCAGUGGUGCAACUGUUUAGCCUUGUGUGUUCAAAAAGUGGAGCCUAUGGGUUACAAGUUGCUGCAACAUCCACGUGUGAGUUAUCGUACACCAACUCCGGGCUUACAUGGGAUUUUAUAUGUUUUCUAUUCCUCCUAAUCCAACGAAGAAUUUUCUCGUCGUAUUAUUUUCUUCAUGUAACGGAAGAUUUAAAGAUAUCACUGAAACUUGCAGCAAGGGGAGCAGAACUAUUCAACGACAAAUUAAUCGAAGACGUGAAAGAAAGAGAGAGCGUCGUACAAGAAAGUUUAAGUGCGCUUAAAUCUUCAAUGAAAAGCAUCAAGAACAGAUAUAGGUUGCUACGUAAAGGUUUACCCCCGCCUACUACUCACACUGAAGCUACAAGGUCAGGGGAUUAUUAUAUGUUUGAUGAAGAGGAACAUGAGAGAAAAGAAAUAAAGGAAACAAAAGAUGAAAUUAUGGAUCCCAUUAAGAUGCUUCACAAACUUGGUACUGUAGGAAUCGAUGAAACAUUGGUUGAAAGGAAGGAAGAUAAGAAGAAACUGACUGAAGAUUCAGAAGUGACACAUCAUGCUCACGAAGAUGAUACUCACAAUGAAGCCACUCAUGAUGAAACCACUCAUGAAGAUGAUCAUGACUCAGAUGAUCAUGAAAGUGAUCACGAUGCAUGUGAGGAUGAAGUUGAUGGAAAAAAACAAAAAACUUUCUUUGAAUCAUUAAAACAAUGUUGGAAAUUGGUUUGCGAGUUCGUUUUAUCGGGAGUUGAUUAUCUGACGUUGAAACUGAACAAAGGAAACCUCGAUUAUCGAAACGUAACGUUGAGGUUGGAGUCCGAGAAAGAUGAGAUUAGUAGGAAGAAGUUUAAAGAAGAGAGGUCGCCUCGGGGUUCAACUGAAGUUGCUGUUGACGUAAACAAUGACCAUAAUGAUGCCAUAGACGUGGAUGGAAUAACAAUUGAAAGCAAUGCUUGUACAGAGGAAACUGAAUGGAAAGAUUUAGCUGCGAUUGAAUUUGAUAAGGACCAACACUGGAUACUGAGAUUCUUCUAUUCAUUCUGGUUUGUUAUAAUCUCACGCACGGACGUUGUGUGUUACUUUCUUUUCAUCCUUAACCUAAUGUUGGAUUCUUCCAUUCUGUCACUUGUUCUUCCCCUUGCUGUCUUCUUCUGGGCAAGUUUCUGCAUUCCAAGACCGACCACCAAGUUUUGGAACUUCUCCAUCGUUUAUUUGCAGUUAGUGAUCGUGGUUCGUUUCAUCUUCCAAUUCGAGUUCUUCCCGUGGAACAGCCAGGAGGAGAUGAAUCUUCAUCAGAACGAACCUUUCUGGUGGCCGAGGUUCAUCGGGAUUGAACAAUCUUCUUCGUGGAUGGUGAUGGAUCUUCUGCAACUGCUGGCCGUGGUGUUCCAUGUCUCUGUACUAAAGGUCCAUGGAUUGUGGGAUUCUAAAGAAGAAAGUGGUGAUUAUGAUGUCAUAAAUGAGACAGAGGUUGCUCCCACUACUUCUCAUGAAGCAGAAGGGGGAGUAAUAGAAGAAACAAACCAGGAGCAAGGAGGAGAAAAAGUGGGAGCAAAAAAGAAACCAAAGAAAGAUAAAUCUGGAAUGGACAAAUUUCUACAUUACUGUCAGCAGCCCUACUUCCUCUACACUUCUGUAUUGAACCAACAAUUCCUAUCAAUAACCGACGUAUAUGUGUGGAUAUUCCUAUGUGAUGUCAUCAACUUCAUUAUCAUCGUGUUUGGGUAUUGGGCGUUUGGGGCAUAUUCAUCGCAACAAACAAACGUUGUGUCUGAUCUUCAAUCCAACCAAGUUCCCACUGGUUUCCUUGUAAUGCUGUUGAUACAGUUCUCAAUGAUGAUAAUCGACCGUGUGAUUUAUCUUCGUAAAAGUCUCCGAGGAAAGUUGAUCUUCCAAAUCUUCCUCGUGGCUGGCGUUCAUAUUUGGCUCUUCUUCAUCCUACCUGCUAUCAAUAACAGACCCUUCUACCAGAAUGGCGUGGCACAAACUUGGUAUUUCUUCAAAGCUCUUUACUUCCUAUUAUCAUCAUACCAGAUUAGGUGUGGAUAUCCCAAUCGUGUCACAACUAAUUUCCUCACCAACUCUCAUGGAACUGUUAACUUGUUUCUGUUUAAGGGGUAUCGCUUAAUUCCAUUCCUCGCCGAAGCAACCACUGUUAUGAACUGGACGUUCACUAAAACAUCAAUGUCGAUAUCUGAAUGGUUGAAACUGUGGUCGAUUCACGCUGAGGUGUUUGAACUAAAGUGCUGGAGGAGUUUCGAAGAGGAAUAUCCUUCUCAACGAGGAUCAGCAAAAGCGAAAUGGGUUCAGUAUUUGAUUGGUGGAAGUUUGGUCUUCCUUAUUUUCUUCAUUAUAUGGUUCCCACUCUUAUUGAUGAACAUUGCUCUAACUAUUGGUGGGGUUACCAACAAUCCUACGCAAGUUGAUGUGAAAAUAACAUUGGGCUCUUUUGAGCCCCUGUUCCAAGUGAUAGCAGAUUCUGAUGACAUCAAAAUUUGGACUGAGAGCCAAUUCGACAAUUUCCAGCAAGACUUCAGUGUUAGCCAAGCGGCCGCUGCGUUCUUGUCAGGAUUCCAAUUUGAUCAAGUUGUCACGGUAACCGUAGAUGGUGAAUCGAAAACAAUUUGGACCAUCAGCCCCCCACAAUAUGAACUGCUGGUGGAUAGGUUAAGUCCUAACAAUACUAAACCAGUUAGGUUGCUGUUUGAAUGGACACUUACUAAAACAUCCUCCACUAUGAUGAAACAAUGCUCAAAACCUUCAAAACAUGACCCUAGUGUUACGAACGUAGUAUCCUCGUACGGGUCAAACUCUGUGAUGCUAAACCGAAGCAGUGAAGCGCGGCAACAUCUUUAUCAAUUGUUGAAACAAAGAAACGAAACAAAUACUACAGAUAGCGCUUUCAUCAUGAAUUUGUUUCCUCAAUACAUCCACUCACAAGGGACUUCCUCAACUGCAAGACCUGCUUAUAAUUUAUACCAAGGUACACACCAAUCAUACACGGACGUACGUCUCACGUUACGAAGGAACGCUAGCUCCACCUGGUGGCGAGUAUUUGACGACUCAACGUCCUUGGAAAAACCGAUGUUUGAAAUCAACAUUUUUAGCGACAAAGUUUCGCCCGCAAGUUUACAAUUUAUUGUCAGUUAUGGAUUGAUUGGUUUAUACGUGUCGGUUGUUUUGGUUGUUGGACGUUUAGUACGCGCUGGUUUGGUUGGAGCAACUUCUACUAUCAUGUUUCUUGAGCUUCCAUACGUCGAUCGAAUCCUCCAACUUUGCAACGAUAUUUAUCUCGUGCAGGAAGAAAAAGAGUUUGAACUUGAGGAAGAUCUUUACGCUAAGUUGAUUUUCCUGUAUCGGUCGCCCACCACGCUUAUUAAGUGGUCGAGGCCUAAGGUGGAUUAGUAAAGGGGUUGUAAUAAGGGAUAGGCAAGAAACUGAUUGAUAUGAAAAAAUAACGGAAAAAAUUAACAGUACAAAAAAGAACUGAAACUAAAAAUGGUAACAACAAAAAACUAGAUUAAAUAUUUGACAAACGAGAAACGGAAUAUUUAGAACAUAUACAAAGGAAGCAACAGGUUAAAAUGAUGGACAGGAAGAAGCAACAAAA
This is a messenger RNA of Ciona intestinalis (vase tunicate), 7316 nucleotides long. The record is from RefSeq and is a predicted model, not a curated record. NCBI's taxonomy places the organism in Eukaryota, Metazoa, Chordata, Ascidiacea, Phlebobranchia, Cionidae.